Molecule: messenger RNA, 819 nt
Organism: Geosmithia morbida
Lineage: Eukaryota; Fungi; Ascomycota; Sordariomycetes; Hypocreales; Bionectriaceae
Exons: 2
Coding region: 1-819 (272 amino acids)
Source: RefSeq, a predicted model, not a curated record
AUGUAUCCCAGAGCGUACGACCAGCCGAAACCAUCCGUCAUUAGGAUGGACCCAGACUGUGCUAUAUGCCGCGCUCCGGCCCAUGCGGCCUGCGAAUGCGAGGCAAAGGACCUUGAUAUGGCCAUCAGACAGGCCGAAGACCGUGUCAUGAAGACCAUCUACGCCGACAUACGACCUUGGUAUUACCACGUGCAUCAUGAGGGCAGCUUCACUGACGGGGCCGCCCUUUGCAUCAGGAGCUGGGUUCGAGGAAACGCACAGGAUUAUAUCCUCGGAUAUUUUCGCAUACUAGCAUCUCGACGAAGGGACGCACAUGCCGCUCAUAUGGAGCAGAUUCACUCACAGGCCUUUUACCACUACAACGCACCACCCCACCCCCAGCAGGUUGCCGAUGCCGAGGCCGGCCUGAAACGAGACAUCGACGAGGCCUGGCGAGCGAGCGUCGAACGUUACCCCGAUGUUCUCGAGUACUUCUUCAAUCUGGUCGAGCUGAGCCUCCCUGGCCCCGAAGACCCGGCCAUUACAGACCCGCCACCACUGGCAGAGCUCACGGGUCGUCGCAAAUCCGGACGACGGACACCGGCACCUCCCGACAGCGGUCGCCACGGCCACGGCCACGGCCACCACGAACCUCUACCGGCCAUCGGACCUCCCACCUAUAGCACUGGAAUGGGGAUCUUACCCUCGCGCACACCUCCGCCUCCAGCAGAUCGGAUCGAGCGUCGACCGCGGGAGAAGCGGGCUUCACGGCAUUCGGUGGCACCGCCUGCACAUGCCCCGUACACGCCACACGCCGCCCAGUACGCCCCGUACAUGUAG